This is a messenger RNA of Pleuronectes platessa (European plaice), 2363 nucleotides long. RefSeq names its product renin (gene ren). NCBI's taxonomy places the organism in Eukaryota, Metazoa, Chordata, Actinopteri, Pleuronectiformes, Pleuronectidae. Gene Ontology annotation, biological process: angiotensin maturation. The coding region runs from base 222 to 1412 and encodes 396 amino acids. The transcript has 9 exons. Gene Ontology annotation, molecular function: aspartic-type endopeptidase activity. The record is from RefSeq and is a predicted model, not a curated record.
GGAGCCGAGGUUGUUUUCAAGUGAUCACCUCCAGGCUUGCUCCCAGCCAGAGUCAGUGGCCCAUGGGGACAGCAUGGUGAAGAGGACAUGAUAUAAAAAAGGGUGGAGGGGCCAGGCAGCACAGACAGAAAGUAGCAGCUUUCAUUAACUACCAUUAAAUAAUCAACGGAGCAUAUACAGCGUUUAUCUCUGAGCUGUAAUCUUGAGCCUACACCGAUACCAUGGCACUGCUGAAUUACUGGAUGUGUUUGGUUGCUGUAUCAUUGACCGUGACCACAAGCCGAGCUUUAAGAAGAGUCACCCUGAAGAAGCUGCCGUCCAUCAGAGAGACUCUGUGGGAGAUGGGUAUCUCUGCAGAGCAGGUGUUGACUGAGCUGACCCAGAAGAGCGCAGUAGACAGCGACAACAACGGGACUGUUCCCACACCUCUAACCAACUACUUGGACACACAAUACUUUGGGGAAAUCAGUAUCGGCUCACCGGCCCAGCUGUUCAACGUAGUAUUUGACACAGGCUCAGCCAACCUGUGGGUGCCAUCGCACAGCUGCUCGCCUUUCUCCACUGCCUGUUUUACUCACAACCAGUACGAUGCCUCCAAGUCCUGGACCUAUGUUGAGAAUGGAACCGGAUUUUCCAUCCAGUAUGCCGCAGGAAAUAUCAGGGGAUUCCUGAGCGAGGACGUGGUUGUGGUCGGAGGGAUUCCUGUGGUGCAGGUGUUUGCUGAGGCCACCUCUCUGUCUGCCAUGCCCUUCAUCUUCGCCAAGUUCGACGGAGUCCUGGGGAUGGGUUACCCCAACACGGCCAUCGAUGGCAUCACGCCCGUGUUUGAUCGCAUCAUGUCUCAGCAUGUCCUCAAGGAGGAGGUCUUCUCUGUCUACUACAGCAGGGACCCAAAACACUCCCCCGGUGGAGAGCUUGUCCUCGGCGGCACAGACCCAGACUACUACACAGGAAACUUCAACUACAUGCACACUAGGGAGAUGGGCAAAUGGGAAAUCACCAUGAAAGGUGUGUCUGUGGGGACGGAGAUGAUGUUUUGUGCAGAGGGCUGCACAGCUGUAAUCGACACUGGCUCCUCCUACAUCACGGGCCCGGCCUCCUCUGUGUCUGUGCUGAUGAAAACCAUCGGAGCACAGCUGGAUGAAAGUGGGUACAAAAUCGACUGUGACAUUGUCAAGACGCUGCCCAGUGUCACUUUCCAUCUGGGAGGUCAGGAGUACUCACUCACUCAGGAGGAUUACAUCUUGUGGCAAUCACAGAUAGAGGGGGACGUCUGCACCGUCACAUUCAGGGGCUUGGAUGUGCCGCCCCCUACAGGUCCCAUCUGGAUCCUGGGGGCCAACUUCAUUGCCCGCUACUACACUGAGUUUGACCGUCACAACAAUCGGAUAGGCUUUGCUACCGCAGUCUGACAGGAAGUUAAACAUCAGUAGUGCCUGUUUUUCUUCUCCCCAAUUUUUUCUGCUAUCUCCCGAUGUUUUAUUGAUACUUCCAGUUUUCUCUUCCUCUGCAUUGCCAUAAUCAAAAUAAAUCUGUUUUAUGAAAAUGGAAAAGCGUGCACACAAAGGAAAUCAUUAUCCUCACUUUUCUUGCAAGCCCUGCUCUCCUUCUACACAGUCAUUUGUUGCACUGAACACCUUCUGUCUUUAUUUAUAAGCGUUUAACCAGCAAAUGUGUGUGAAUCUGCUGAUUAUCAACACACAGCGAAGGUAGAAAUGCAUAUCUGUAUUGUACUGACGUGACAAGACUAAACUUGUUUAUUUGGAUCUCAAAUCAAUUCACAUCUGACUCCAUUAAAGACUGCAUUGUUUCCUUCCAAGUCUGUCGAAUGCAAUUGUGACCAUGUGAAAGUCCAGGCUGAAGUUGAAAGCAGAUUGCUCCAGCAGGAUUAAGCUGCCGCACCAGAGCAUUCAUAUAAACAUUUGUCAUUGUUGGUGAAUGACGGUGCAUAAACAUUUAUACUUUCAGUUAAAAAGGUAAAACAAUUGGAAAAAACCUUUGCACAGAGUCGGAGUCACGUGUGUUGCACAGUGUAACGUGAAACCUCACCUUUCUACAACCAAAGCUACUUCUACCCAGCGUAGCUUUAUCGUCAGGAACCAACAGUAACAUCGGGAGCGAGUGGCUGAUAAAAUGCCACAAUUACAUUUCCCUGAUUAAAUCACCCCUUUUCAUGUUUUAUGUGCAGCUUGUGAUCUCUGACACAUGAUAUUUUCAGUUUCCGUGACAGAAAGAGUUAUUUCUAGUGAAUCUCGACGGAAAAGUCUCUGAACACCGAACCUCGUCAGGAGUAAACAACAAAGAUGUGAUCUGCUUACUAAGCUGGAAACAGAGAUAACAAAACAAUAAAAGCAUAUUCAUCA